Messenger RNA from Anopheles maculipalpis, 1754 nucleotides. It is a transcript of the gene Mon1, whose product is annotated as vacuolar fusion protein MON1 homolog A. NCBI's taxonomy places the organism in Eukaryota, Metazoa, Arthropoda, Insecta, Diptera, Culicidae. The transcript is spliced from 4 exons. The record is from RefSeq and is a predicted model, not a curated record. Gene Ontology annotation, biological process: protein targeting to vacuole; endosome to lysosome transport via multivesicular body sorting pathway. The coding region runs from base 1 to 1662 and encodes 553 amino acids.
AUGAGCGACUCUAGACCAGACGGGGUGGAUCAAUGCGAACCGGGAGCAUGUGAAGAGAGUUCACUGAUAACGACUGAUUCGUUCGAAGAAUUUUCCCACGAGAUAAACAGUCUUCCAGCCGUUCAGGAAAAUGCAGGACACCCGCAGCAAUUGGAUAACAACGAUAAGAUUUCCGAGGAUGAUCGGGAAAGUGUAUCGGAUGGUGGCAACAUUCCGCGGGCGCAAGAUGGUGUCAAUACGGCCGACCAUCCGGUUGAUGGUGCGAUGAGUAAAUCUAGUUCUUUCAGCAGUGCGAAAAGCAGAGAAUUCGAUGCUUCGACUACAAGCCUGGCUGAAACGACGGAACAGAGUCGCGAUGGAAAUGGCAUGCUUGGGACAGAACUAGAAUCGGGUGACUAUCUUCACGAUAUCGAAUUCCUGAAUCGUAAGCGGCAUGUGUUCAUAUUGAGCACGGCCGGAAAACCAAUCUAUUCGAUGCAUGGCAACGAAGACAAAUUGGCCACUUUGUUCGGGGUGAUGCAAGCGUUAGUUAGUUUUAUCCAAAGCGGCAACGACACGAUUAAAUCGAUCCACGCUGCCGGUGUAAAGUUUGUGUUUCUGGUCAAGUCUCCCCUUAUAUUGGUGGCGGUCUCGAGAACAUCGCAUAGCGUGCAACAGAUCCAAUUACAGUUGACUGAUGUGUACAAUCAAAUUCUUUCCACGCUUACGCUUAGUCAUAUGAUCAAAACGUUCGAAAGGCGAAAAAACUUCGAUCUGCGUCGGUUACUGGCAGGAAGCGAACGGCUAAUCGACCAUCUGCUGGUUAGUGACAAGUGCGAUCGGAAGCUGGUGUCGAACAAUCCGUUCAGCUUUAUGACACAUUCGGUGCGUAUUUUGCCGUUGCAACCGUCCGUAAGGGAAGCAGUCGUGUCCGCGAUACAGAGCAACUGUGGAAAGAUUAAGAACCUAGUGUUUGCAGUAUUAAUUGCCAACAAUAAGCUGAUAGCGCUCGUGCGCAUGAAGAAGUAUUUCAUCCAUCCGGCCGAUUUACGGCUCAUCUUUAACCUGAUCGAGUGUUCGGAGAGCUUCAAGUCGGCGGAAAGCUGGACCCCAAUAUGUUUGCCAAAGUUUGAUUCUAGCGGGUUCCUGCAUGCACACGUAUCGUACUUGGCUGAGGACUGUCAGGCCUGUUUGCUGUUGCUAUCGAUUGAACGAGAUGUGUUUUACACACUGUCCGAAGCCAAGCGGAAGAUCACCGAGAAAUUACGUCGAAGCAAUUGUCUCGAAGCUAUCAAUGAUGCAAUCAACAACAAAGGAAUCAAGCUGUUAAACAUUGGCAUACCCGAGAUAAGGCAUUUUUUAUACAAAAGCAAGUCGAACGCUCAGCUACUCUGCUCGGAGUUGACGGUGCCGUAUUCUAGCGGAGAGCAGUUUAAACGUUUAGAGGGCAUGUACUUUCAGCUACACCAUCGCAUACACAAUUCUGGUCGGCCCGUAAAGUUGAUCUAUCAGAUGAAGGAAAAGGAAGUGCUGCUAGCUUGGGUGACGCAAGCAUACGAGCUGUUUGUAACAUUUGAACCGACGGUUGAGAAGAACGAAGUGAUAAGCCUCGUGAACAAGCUGCUAAAAUGGAUCAAGAAGGAGGAAAAUAGUCUAUUCAUUCUUUCUGCUCCAACGUUUUAGGAGUCACUAUCUCUGUCGCCGCUGUUGCAAUUCUUUUCAUUCUCACAAACAAGCUGGCCGGCAGAGAUGGCAUCCUGCACGCAGGAGUAAAU